AGUGAGCUGGGCAGCGACGGCCAGGUGGACCGUAGUUAUUGUCACAGAAAUGUGAUGUAGUCUGUUCGUUCUCUGGAUUUAACUUCACAACCAGGCGCAUUACAGCUAGCAGAGAUUGUUGGGACUCCCUGGAGGCGCCAGGCGAAGCCACCAUGUCAGUGACUGUUCAUGAGAAUCGUAAAUCCCGCACCAGCACGGGCUCCAUGAACAUCUCACUGUUCCACAAGCCUUCGCAUCCUGACAGUGUACUGACUCACCUGAACACCAUGAGGAAACAGUGCAUGUUCACUGAUGUCACUCUGUGGGCUGGGGAUCGCUCCUUCCCAUGCCACAGAGCCGUCUUGGCAGCGUGCAGCCGUUAUUUUGAGGCCAUGUUCAGCGGAGGCUUGCGAGAAAGUCUGGACAGUGACGUCAAUUUCAGAGACAGUAUACACCCUGAGGUCUUGGAGCUUCUCCUCGACUUUGCCUAUUCUUCUCGAGUCAUCAUAAACGAGGAGAACGCUGAGUCGUUGUUAGAGGCAGGCGACAUGUUGCAGUUUCAUGACAUCCGGGACGCAGCCGCAGAGUUUUUAGAAAAAAACCUGCAUUCCUCCAACUGCCUGGGGAUGAUGCUGCUUUCCGACGCCCAUCAAUGUAAACGACUGUACGAGCUGUCGUGGAGGAUGUGUCUGUUGCACUAUGAGACAGUUAGAGAGUCAGAGGAUUUCUACAGUCUGUCCAAAGAUAAACUGCUGGAGCUGAUUCUUAGUGAUGAGCUGGAGAUAGAAGAUGAACAGGUUGUGUUUAACUCUGUGAUGCGGUGGGUUCGAUACGACUUGGAGGGCAGGCGGCAUCAUCUACCAGAGCUGCUGAGAGGGAUCAGGCUGGCUCUGCUGCCAUCCGAGUGUCUGCUGGAGGCUGUGGCCUGUGAAGAGCUGGUCAUGGCUGACAAGAGGAGCAGGUCAAUCGUAGAAGAGGCCAUGCAGUGUAAGAAGAAAAUCCUUCAGAAUGACGGGGUAGUGACUAGUCCUUGUGCUCGACCUCGUAAGGCAGGACAUACACUGCUUAUUCUGGGAGGCCAGACCUUCAUGUGUGACAAGAUAUACCAGGUUGACCAUAAGGCCAAGGAGAUAAUACCUAAGGCAGACCUCCCAAGCCCCAGGAAAGAGUUCAGUGCCUGUGCCAUUGGCUGUAAGGUUUACGUGACAGGAGGAAGAGGAUCAGAGAACGGAGUGUCUAAAGACGUCUGGAUCUAUGACACUGUCCAUGAAGAAUGGUCUAAAGGAGCACCCAUGCUAAUAGCCAGGUUUGGCCAUGGUUCUGCUGAGUUGGAGAACAGUCUGUAUGUUGUUGGAGGUCAUACAGCCAUAGCUGGAGUAUUUCCUGCCUCUCCAUCUGUCUCCCUGAAACAGGUUGAGCGGUAUGACCCUCUCAGUAAUAAAUGGACCAUGAUGGCUCCUCUGAGAGACGGCGUCAGUAAUGCAGCUGUGGUCAGUGCCAAACUCAAACUCUUUGUUUUUGGGGGAACUACCAUUCACAGAGACAAGGCCUCCAAGGUCCAGUGCUAUGACCCUGUGGGGAACCGCUGGAAUAUUGCAGCUGAAUGCCCCCAGCCGUGGCGCUACACAGCGGCUGCCGUCUUAGGGAGCCAGAUCUUCAUCAUGGGUGGCGACACUGAAUUCACCGCUGCCUCUGCUUAUCGCUUUGACUGUGAGACCAAUCAGUGGACUCGAGUGGGCGAUAUGACGUCCAAACGGAUGAGCUGUCACGCCGUGGCCUCAGGAAACAAGCUGUAUGUGGUCGGAGGGUAUUUUGGGACGCAGAGGUGUAAAACACUGGACUGCUACGACCCCACGUCAGACAGUUGGAACUCCAUCACCACUGUGCCUUAUUCAUUAAUCCCCACUGCCUUUGUCAGCACCUGGAAACACCUGCCUGCCUAACAAGGAGACGCUGCCAGUAAUUCCAGUGAGGACUGCUGAGGGAGGACGUCUGGCCGGAGGAGAAUCCCUGAGUCUCUGACUCAGUCCUGAGUCCUCAGUCCUGAACAGGUCUCACCACACAGAGAAGAUCUGGAUUUCUCUGAAUAUCAUGCUUCCUGGAAAAUGUGAUUCUUCUCAACAGACAGUUGAUGAACUGGAUGGAGUGAUCAUACAAACCUAUGCCAUGGUUUUUAAUGUCUUAGUCCUGACAUCCUCUGCUAAACCAUUCCAGUGUAAACAGAACCUGCAGGUGCUGCCGUGUGAACUUUCACUUUCCCUCAAAAAUACCAAAAAUAGCAGACGACUGACGUGAAAGUGGGACCAGACAUUCCUCUGAGCCUGAGUCCAGGCUGACUCUGUUUACUACUACUGCUGCUGGACAUGAGGGGAGCGACUGUGAACGGAAGCUGCUGUGGAUUUUACAUGAGGUGAAACAUUCACUCAGACAAUAUUUGUCUCGUUAAUGUUUGAUAGGAAGCAUUUUUUAGUUUAGAGUUUUUAACAGUUUUUAACUUGGGGCUGAACAGAUGUUCUCAGCGUUGCACGGGACAUUCUCACUCAUCAUCAGAGGAACAAACAAAAAUCAUAAACAUGAAUUCAAGAAAUGAUCCAUUAGCAGUCAGAGCAGUCCCAGCUGAACCAGUCAGAGCAGUCCCAGCUGAACCAGUCAGAGCAGUCCCUCUGACUGGUUCAGCUGGGAGUCUACACAGGGUGGAAUCACUCUCAUUAUGAUGGUAACAGCUGUUCAGUGAUCCAAAGAUCCAGACUGUUGAGGCAUUUGAAACAUGGAACAACACAAACUUACUUUUGGAAGUUACAGUGGCGUCUUAAAGUCUUCCCACACACGAGGAAGUGGUCUCAGACAUUUGUACCUCCUAAUGGAUGAAACUCUGUGGUAAACCCAGGAUGGUUCUGAACUCUAAACUCUGCUGUUACCAUACGAUGACAGGCCACCUGGUUCCUCUGACAUGAGAGCACGGUGUCAGUGUCAGCACAGUAUUUCAAAUUAAAGUCGUCCUUUUGCUGAUGAGCCUGGAUCCUGUGAAGGUCAGCUCGUGUCAGGAACAUUUGAAAUGACAGUAUUUACUUCUUGUGUUUUUCCCUUUGUGCCACAGUGUCACAGGACCUUUGUGAUAGUAUUAGGAAACAGACUGAGGAGCACGAUCUGUGAUUUCAUUAUGCCCCAUGUGACAGUUUAACACUUCAAGCUGCAUGCGUACCCGUGAUGAUGCCACAUCCAUCAUAGAAAGUCUUUUAUUUCAGAACACGCGUGUGGUUUUUAGCACAGGUGUGAGAAGCACAGAGCAGCCGUGUGUGUGUCCUGCAGAAACCGCCACUGCUCAGCAACCAUCCUCACGUUUUCUCUCUAACACCUGUGCACCUGAACUUUAUCACUACAUCCAUCAGCAGUGGACUGUGCCAUAGGUGAGGAAGUAUCUUCUCCAUGCAGGAGAUAACACCAGCUGUCACCGUGCUGCAGGUGGAUUCAGAAGGUUUCUGCAGGACAUGAAUGCAUCAUGACUUUGUAUUGUCUUUACAGUAAUGUACAGUAUUUGCUGGUGUUUUAAGUCUUUUGCACUUGUCCCCCUUGUCCAGCUGUUUCACAGCUGCCGUGAGGUGGAUUGUGGAUUGACCUCUGCACAGAGGUGAAAUGUUCCCAACUCUUCAGCUGUUUUGUAGAAUUUGAAGACGUGAGAAGGAAGGUGGUUCUGAAAUAAUUUAGAAAAGCUACAGGAGUUUCUUUGAAAUGUUAGAUACUGUGUGUUUGUAGUGGGGAAAAUAAA
This is a messenger RNA of Toxotes jaculatrix (banded archerfish), 3745 nucleotides long. It is a transcript of the gene enc2, whose product is annotated as kelch-like protein 25. The record is from RefSeq and is a predicted model, not a curated record. The coding region runs from base 153 to 1922 and encodes 589 amino acids. The transcript is spliced from 12 exons. Gene Ontology annotation, molecular function: protein binding. Lineage: Eukaryota; Metazoa; Chordata; Actinopteri; Toxotidae.